AUGGAUUCUUCAGAUCAAACUCCUACCAAUCGACUCUUACUGCACAUAAUCAAAUAUCUCAAUCGCGGGUUUGAAGCUAAGAAUCAGAUUGUCAGAUUCAGAUGCAGCCAAUUGCUGGCUUAUGUGGUCAAUAGUCUAGAAGAUAUCGAUGAUGAUCUCUUUAGUGAACUCAAAUCUAAACUACUGAUCCGAAGUCAUGAUAAAGAGAAAGAUGUGCGACAACAAGCUGCCAUUGCUUUGAUGAACUUUAGACCAGUAGGUGAAGAAGAGGAUGAAGACGAGGACGAAGUGAAUGUAAAUGACGCGCUGAUUGACCUCAUGAUUCGUGAUCCAUCGUCUGAGGUCCGCCGUACUGUUUUGCAUAAAGUAUGCGAAGUACCCACCUCGAUCAUUGCCCGCCGUUAUGACGAGACUACGAGAUGUUGA
This is a messenger RNA of Melampsora larici-populina 98AG31, 426 nucleotides long. RefSeq lists its product as uncharacterized. Gene Ontology annotation, cellular component: condensin complex; condensed chromosome. Bases 1 to 426 code for a protein of 141 amino acids. Gene Ontology annotation, biological process: mitotic chromosome condensation. The transcript has 4 exons. NCBI's taxonomy places the organism in Eukaryota, Fungi, Basidiomycota, Pucciniomycetes, Pucciniales, Melampsoraceae. The record is from RefSeq and is a predicted model, not a curated record.